UUCCACUUCAGUACUCGCUUUUCCUCUUCCGGUCGCGGCGACAGCAGCUUCAAAAUGGUGCAGCGCCUGACAUACCGACGUAGGCUGUCCUAUAACACAGCAUCCAACAAGACCAGACUGUCCCGGACGCCUGGUAACCGCAUUGUGUACCUGUACACAAAGAAGGUUGGAAAAGCCCCAAAGUCAGCUUGUGGCAUCUGCCCAGGAAGACUCCGUGGAAUCCGGGCUGUUAGACCUCAGGUUCUAAUGAGACUCUCCAAGACCAAGAAGCACGUCAGCAGGGCCUAUGGAGGCUCCAUGUGCGCCAAAUGUGUGCGUGACAGGAUCAAGCGUGCUUUCCUGAUCGAGGAGCAGAAGAUUGUAGUCAAGGUGCUCAAGGCCCAAGCACAGAGCCAGAAGUCGAAGUAAAGUGUGUAUUUGUAUUGCUACAAUAUUAAUAAAAAACAAAAAACUACA
This is a messenger RNA of Dunckerocampus dactyliophorus (ringed pipefish), 456 nucleotides long. RefSeq names its product ribosomal protein L34 (gene rpl34). The record is from RefSeq and is a predicted model, not a curated record. Gene Ontology annotation, biological process: translation. Bases 55 to 408 code for a protein of 117 amino acids. NCBI's taxonomy places the organism in Eukaryota, Metazoa, Chordata, Actinopteri, Syngnathiformes, Syngnathidae. Gene Ontology annotation, molecular function: structural constituent of ribosome. The transcript is spliced from 5 exons. Gene Ontology annotation, cellular component: ribosome.